UGGAAGGCCCAUAAUCUCCUAGCAUGUCAUCCUCCUCUCUUCACAAGUGAUUACGGGGCCAGGCUCCAAAGAAGAUUAAAGGAGCAGUCUGUGGGGUACACUCGGCCGGGGUACUCCACUCUGAGCUCAACCACCCUGCACGCUUAAGAAUCAGCACCUAUGGCCCUUGUGCCAGGGAACAGCGAGGAUGGGCGUUGGCCUAGAGACAGCCCAGGCUCCUCCCAGCAUCCAGAAAGUCCUAGGCUGACCAACCCUCUCUGGAACGACAGAGGAGAAAUUGGCAGGGUUGAAGGUCACGAGCAUGUUCAGGUUGUCUCUCAAAAGACCCGCCUGCCCUCCAUUGUGGUGGAAGCCUCUGAGGUGAGUGAAGAGAGUGGGGAGCUCCGGUGGCCUCAUGAGGAGCUGCUGCUGCUCACCGAUGAUGAGGAAGAGGAGGCGGAGGUCUUCUUCCAGGACCAAAGUGAAGAGCCAGGUGAGGGAGGUGGCUAGUUCAGUGGGGCCAUUGUGAGCUGGAUGUUCUGGCCACGACCAAGAUGGAAAACUCAGCUGUGUCCCCUGCAUUAAGCAGUAUCAGGCUCACAGCAGGUGCUCAGGAAACAUAAUGAAGAAAAAUGUACGGGUGGGAGAGAAAGGUUAAGGGGCUUGGCAAAGUUGAUAAAAUUCAGAGCAGUUCUGAUGUUGGAUGGGUGACAGCUUUUAAUAUGUAUUUUUAAUAUUUUAAAAUAUUUACAUUGUUGUGGGGGGGAGAUAAUAAAAUUACCUCAAAUCUGACUACCCAGUGACAAUUAACAUUUCAGAUGUCUUCUCUUCCAGACUUUUCCCCAUGUCUGUUUAUUGUUAUAGCUUUUUUUUUUUUGAGUUUUUACUAUGUCCCAGGUACUGUGCUAAACACUUUUACCUCAUAAUUUUCAGAAAGAAAUGAGGGAGAUAUUUUCCCCCUCAUGAGGAAAUUGAGGCUGUGAAGUUAGGCUCUUCAUUAUAAUUGCUGUAUUACCUUCUUAUUUUUAUUUAUUUAUUUUUGAGGAAGAUUAGCCCUGAGCUAACAUCUGCCACUCCUCCUCUUUUUGCUGAGGAAGACUGGCCCUAAGCUAACAUCCAUGCCCAUCUUCC
Molecule: messenger RNA, 1110 nt
Organism: Equus quagga
Lineage: Eukaryota; Metazoa; Chordata; Mammalia; Perissodactyla; Equidae
Gene: LBHD1
Product: LBH domain containing 1
Exons: 2
Coding region: 160-489 (109 amino acids)
Biological process (GO): positive regulation of DNA-templated transcription
Cellular component (GO): nucleus
Source: RefSeq, a predicted model, not a curated record